CCUAGCAAUAUUUUAACAUAUGUAUCAGUAUUUUAUCAUUAUUUUAUAAAAGAUAGAAAAAGAAAAUAACUUAUAAUUAUUCCAAUUAUCAAUGGAUUCAAUUUUUAACGAAAUAUUUACCCAUGUCUUGGAUACCGAGGUAGCAGAACUGAUUUCCCUUUCUGAAUUUAUAUAUUUUAAUCAGCGCGACAACCCAAUUUCCAACACUCCGGAGUUCAUGAAGCUGAUGUUGACAUUGGAAUCGGUCGUGAAGGGCAGUGCUCAUCUAGUGAAGGCUUCAAAUAUAAUAGAGAAGCGGGCCGCAGAAGACCUAGAACUCGAGAGAGAGGAAAUGUUCGGAAGCGACUCCUCCGAGCCGGACUCUUGCAUCUCCCAUAUCUCGUCGGACCUUUUGGACGACGGCGAAGACUUCAUCUGCAACAUCGGUUCCAAUCCGAACCUCGCUGCUGGACAGAAACAGAGAUCUGUAUGUUCCGGGGCCUCUUCGAGGACGCAGAGCGUCUUCUUUAAGGACGAAUGGGGACAAACAAUCGCAGAACGACUCAAUACAGUAUUUGUGGAUUAUUUUGCCGAUUCUUCUACAACGUCAUUGAUUGCGAGUGAAAUGGAUAAAACAUUUAUGUUGAUUGACAAAGAAAAGAGAGGCAGCUACGUUCUGUAUUACAGCCCAUUGGAUUGUCCUUACAACGUCUACUACGGAUCAACUUGCGGUUCUAUGUUUUCCUUCGUAAAAAAAACAGAUUACAAGUUCAAACAAUAUUUAAAUAUGGAAAACGCCCUGCUCCCUGGUACCUACGUGGAUUGUGCUGGUUACGUUAUAUACGGAUGUAGUACUGUUCUCACUCUGGGGAUCCGCAAUGCAGGUGUACAUCAGUUCACGCUGGACGCCAAUUUGGGAAUGUUUAUAAUGACAGCGACAAACAUGCGGACACCGAUCAAAGGUAAAAUAUAUACUAUUGACGAAUCAUCAUCUCUAUCCUGGAAUCAAGUCGUCGCUGAAUAUAUUGACCAGAAAAAGAAAGAAGAGGAACGUUUAGACUACUACCAAACUGGUAGUGUUGUUUCAACAUUACAUUAUAUCAUCAAAGAAGGUGGAAUUUUUAUUGACCCUGCAUCAGAAGGAUACAAACAUGGACAGACACCAUUGUUGUUCACUGCAAUCCCGAUGGCAUUUUUGAUGAAAGAAUGUGGUGGAGAAUGUUACGGUGGAAACGGUCUACAGAAUGUACUUGAGAUGUUUCCUCAAACCCUGCACGAAACAAUUCCUGUCUUUUUUGGUUCUAAAAAAGAUGUCGAAGGGCUAAAGGAUAUGUUCAGAAAGUAUUAUGAGAGUGCACAUUAAAUUUUAAUAAUUAUAAACUGUGA
Molecule: messenger RNA, 1365 nt
Organism: Nezara viridula (southern green stink bug)
Lineage: Eukaryota; Metazoa; Arthropoda; Insecta; Hemiptera; Pentatomidae
Source: the annotation of a GenBank genome assembly